CUGAGAAGAGGCGGAGCUAUUACGUUUGCCCCGGCUGCGUGGACUACACCUGAUGCAAGAUGAGUGUCCCUGACUACAUGCAAUGUGCGGAGGAUCAUCAGACUCUGCUCGUUGUGGUCCAGCCCGUUGGGAUUGUUCCCGAAGAGAGCUUUUUCAAGAUCUACAAGCGGAUCUCCACAGUGAGUCAGAUAAACAUCCGUGACUCUCAGCGUGUGUUGUACAUUCGCUACAGGCAUCAUUAUCCACCGGAGAACAACGAAUGGGGGGAUUUCCAAACACAUCGCAAAGUUGUGGGGCUCAUAACGAUCACAGACUGUUCCUCUGCUAAGGAUUGGCCUCAGACCUUUGAAAAAUUUCACAUUCAGAAGGAAAUAUAUGGCUCAACGCUUUACGAUUCUCGACUGUUCGUCUUUGGACUUCAAGGAGACGUUGCAGAACAGUCUCGUACAGAUGUGGCCUUUUAUCCGAGUUACGAUGAGUGUGAAAGUGUGGAGAAGAGAAUCGAGGACUUCAUUGAGUCUCUCUUCAUUGUAUUAGAAUCCAAGCGCUUGGACAGAGCCACUGAUAAAUCUGGAGAUAAGAUACCACUUCUCUGUGUUCCCUUUGAAAAGAAGGAUUUUGUAGGUCUGGAUACAGAUAGUAGACACUAUAAGAAGCGUUGCCAGGGUCGUAUGCGGAAGCACGUUGGCGACCUCUGCCUGCAAGCUGGGAUGUUACAGGAUUCCCUGGUCCACUACCACAUGGCCGUGGAGCUUCUCCGUUCUGUAAAUGACUUUUUGUGGCUCGGAGCUGCUCUUGAAGGAUUAUGUUCAGCCUCUGUUAUCUAUCACUAUCCUGGAGGCACCGGAGGAAAAAUUGGUCCUCGCAGGGCUCACGGGAGCUCACUUCCUGCAGAGGCAGGCAACAGGCACAGACCAGGGGCACAAGAAGUACUCAUUGAUCCAGGUGCCCUCACAUCAAAUGGUAUCAAUGCAGAUACCAGUACUGAAAUAGGGCGUGCGAAGAACUGUCUUAGCCCUGAAGACAUUAUAGAUAAAUACAAAGAGGCCAUUUCCUACUACAGCAAGUACAAGAACGCUGGCGUGAUUGAGCUGGAAGCCUGCGUGAAGGCCGUGCGGGUCCUGGCAAUACAGAAGAGAAGCAUGGAGGCUUCUGAGUUCCUCCAGAAUGCUGUUUAUAUUAACCUUCGUCAGCUGUCUGAAGAAGAGAAAAUCCAGCGCUACAGCAUUCUCUCGGAGUUGUACGAGCGUAUUGGGUUUCACCGCAAAUCCGCUUUCUUCAAGCGGGUUGCAGCAAUGCAGUGUGUGGCGCCUAGCAUAACAGAGCCUGGAUGGAGAGCCUGCUACAAACUUCUUCUGGAGACCCUUCCUGGAUACAGUCUGUCUCUGGACCCUAAGGACUUCAGCAAAGGAACUCAUCGCGGCUGGGCUGCUGUGCAGAUGCGUUUGCUUCAUGAGCUGGUGUACGCAUCGAGAAGAAUGGGAAACCCAGCGCUUUCAGUCCGGCAUUUAUCUUUUCUCCUGCAGACCAUGCUGGAUUUUCUUUCUGACCAAGAAAAGAAAGAUGUGACACAGAGUUUAGAAAAUUAUACUUCAAAAUGCCCCGGGACAAUGGAAUUCAUUACCCUUCCAGAUGGCUUGAAGCUUCCACCUGUUCCAUUCACUAAACUACCCAUCGUCAGAUCCGUCAAGCUCUUAAACCUCCCCGUCAGCCUUCGACCACAAAAAAUGAAGAGCUUGCUGGGCCAGAACAUGUCAACCAAGAGUCCUUUUAUAUAUUCUCCCAUCAUUGCUCACAAUCGCGGAGAGGAGCGAAGUAAAAAAAUAGAUUUUCAGUGGGUCCAAGGAGAUGUUUGUGAAGUUCAGUUGAUGGUGUAUAAUCCAAUGCCUUUUGAACUUCGUGUAGAAAACAUGGGGCUUCUGACAACUGGAGUUGAGUUCGAAUCUCUCCCUGCAGCACUCUCCCUCCCCGCAGAGUCUGGCCUUUACCCUGUGACACUUGUGGGUGUUCCUCAGUCGGCAGGGCAGAUCACCAUCAAUGGUUAUCAUACGUCAGUCUUCGGAGUCUUCAGUGACUGCCUUCUGGAUAAAUUACCAGGAAUAAAAACGAACGGCUGCACCGUGGAAGUCAUUCCAGCUUUGCCUAGAUUGCAGAUUAGCACUUCAUUGCCAAGGUCUGCUCAUACGCUGCAGCCUUCCUCGGGGGAUGAAAUCACCACCAAUGUGUCAGUCCAGCUCUACAAUGGAGAGACCCAACAACUCAUAAUUAAACUAGAAAACAUUGGAACAGAACCUCUGGAGAAGCUGGAGGUAACAUCAAAAAUGGUCAACACAAAAGGGAAGCUGUUUGGUGAUUUUCUGAGUUGGAACCUAGAAGACACGCUUUCCCAGUUCCCCCUGAAACCAGGCAAAAUUGCUACGUUUACUGUGAACAUUAAAGUGAAGCUUGACUUCUCCUGCCAGGAAAAUCUCCUUCAGGAUCUUAAUGACGACACACCGACCAGAGUCCUUGACGCUAAAUCCCGCUUCAGUCAUGGACUCAGAAGUCCUGGUGAGACCAUCAACAUCGACGGCUCUGGCUUCGAAGCCCUCGUCCGAUAUCGUUUGGUCGACAUCGAAGUGUUCGGCACCGACGGCGCAAUCUUCAGUGUCGACGCCCGUGAAGAGGAAACAGAAGAUGGUAUCGGCAUCUGA
Molecule: messenger RNA, 2693 nt
Organism: Gekko japonicus
Lineage: Eukaryota; Metazoa; Chordata; Lepidosauria; Squamata; Gekkonidae
Gene: TRAPPC9
Product: trafficking protein particle complex 9
Exons: 18
Coding region: 60-2693 (877 amino acids)
Cellular component (GO): trans-Golgi network
Source: RefSeq, a predicted model, not a curated record